AUGCACACACCAACACCCACAAUCACAUCAACUCAAGCCUUCAUCUUUCUAGCCAUCUUCUCUCUUACAGUCCUACUCAACAUGGCUUCCAUGGGGUUCAGCUACGCACAGGUACACGUGAAGCAAGAGAGACUGAUGAGGAGGAUCAGCGACAUCAAGAAGGCUUCGGCAACGGUGACGGUAGACAAGUCGAUGACCCAAGAAGAAGAGAAGAUGAAGGAGCGUUUCAUGGGUGAAGAGGAGAAGGCAACUUGCAACUCAUGGACCGCCGGGAGGGUGCAUCCGUGCGCUUCUUCCCCAGCGGCUGCGGCGCCAAAGGGUGGGCACCGAUGA
This is a messenger RNA of Triticum turgidum subsp. durum (durum wheat), 333 nucleotides long. The record is from the annotation of a GenBank genome assembly. NCBI's taxonomy places the organism in Eukaryota, Viridiplantae, Streptophyta, Magnoliopsida, Poales, Poaceae.